AGAAAAUCUCGAUUCCUCACAGAGCGCCCCCGGAGAAGAGCGGUCUGCUGCCCCCUUUGGACGCCGAGACGCGCUUCGUCCAGAGCAGGCUCUCCCUUGCUCAGCCUCCACGCCAUUUGAUCACCGUCGAGCAGUCCCUCAGCAUGAUGAGAAAGGGAGGCAUGGCCGGCACCCUGGGCGGCGCGCGCAAGAUGCGCGACGCGGCCCUCGCCGCCGUCGCGGGCCUUUUUUUGUUAGGCGCGCUGGCCGGGGGCAGUCGUCGGACAAGUACAGAACUCAUGUCCGUGGCCUACGGCCUGCUGCCCAUUUCGGAGCGCGUCAGCUUCUCGCAGGCCGCGGCGCAGUGCCCGGUCACCGAGAGUGUCCGAGCGGGCGUCUGGGCCGCGGUCUGCCCGACGGGCGACGAGCUCAUGUGGUGCUCGCGCAUGGCGGACGCCGUCGUUGAUGAUGUUGUCGACGCGACGAAAUGUGAGGACGACACAACGUGUCGGGCGAUGGCGGCGUCGCCCUGCGCCGUGGCGUGCACCGGCGCGCUCGACUGGUGGGAGGUGUGCUCGUGGCAGGCCGUGGCGCGCUUCGACGACGUCUGCGCGGGGACCUUCGUGCCGACCGCGCCGGACGCGGCGCCGGUCGAGGGCGCGCUCUACGUGCCCCUCGCGGACGACGGCCUCGACAGCUGCGACUCGUACGCCUUCUGCGAGGCGUGCAUGUCGUCGGUCGACGCGCGGCAGUCGUGCGCGUCGCGCCUGGCGCUGACGGGGGGCGUCGUCGUCGCCGAGAUCGACGGCGUCGCGAAGGAGGGCUACAAGCACGGCGGCACCGCGGCGACGGCCCUCCUGCUGAACGCGGCGGAGGUCUGCUCUGCACGGCGAUUAAGGCGUCGAUAGGAGUCGGCGCGCUAACUUCCCCUUGUUUGAU
Messenger RNA from Pelagomonas calceolata, 918 nucleotides. The record is from the annotation of a GenBank genome assembly. Lineage: Eukaryota; Pelagophyceae; Pelagomonadales; Pelagomonadaceae.